Molecule: messenger RNA, 858 nt
Organism: Suillus plorans
Lineage: Eukaryota; Fungi; Basidiomycota; Agaricomycetes; Boletales; Suillaceae
Exons: 2
Coding region: 276-734 (152 amino acids)
Source: RefSeq, a predicted model, not a curated record
ACCCACGGUUGAUCGCUGACGGUGUGGCGGGUACGGGUACGGUGUGGAUUACGGACACCCGCACGUACGCUGUGCAUACCGGUUGCGGUUUACGGUGUUGGACGUGGAUCCCUGACUUGUCUGAGGGUGCGAAGGUCAAAAUCUCAUUACUCAUAAAGAACCUCCCGAGAUGUCACCAUGUGAACUUCGACCGCAGGUUCAUCGAAUAGCAAUGUCGAUCCAGAGUGAUAAUCGACGGCACCAGCUAUGCUGAUUUGCCAGUGAAAUGAUAUUCCAUGAGUAUUUGGAUACUACUCUCUCGGUUGCGACUCUACCCUACUACUCAGCCCAUUAAUGAGUUGGACGAAUACCUUCAGCAACCUCUCGAAAAAGUGGAUGACGCCUUGAAAUCCGGGUGGUCUGUGCAACAAAAGAAGUAUCCUAAUCUGUCACGGUCCCACAUGGCUUUGGAUUACCUGAGCGCUCCAGUCGAACCCAUGAACGGCCACUGUUUUCACAAGCACGACAAUUUUUACACUUCACACACAACCGGUUGUCUCCAGCUUCCAUUCGCGCGCUUUCUUAUGCCUUUUGUGUAUACCUCAAAAUACUAUAUGACCCGCGGGUCUGUGAAAAUACUGCGGUAUACCGCAAACACUGUUCAUACCCGCAGAACUGGCGGGUCGGUAUACACCCGUACCGUGUAUUUGCGGGUACGGGUGCGGUAUGGACCCGCGGGUUCACCCGUGCUCUAACAUUGUCAUUGAUUUGUUCCUACCGGUAAGUAUAAAGCCAUGUAUAACGUCGGAAAACCACCACAAUCAACGUAAAGCACCCUGGGGAGACUCUGAUGCUAAGUACCGUGAGCUGCCUGUUUGU